Molecule: messenger RNA, 795 nt
Organism: Fusarium sp. VM40
Lineage: Eukaryota; Fungi; Ascomycota; Sordariomycetes; Hypocreales; Nectriaceae
Source: the annotation of a GenBank genome assembly
AUGUCGACAAUAACACCCGACGCGCUCCAGUCGGGACAACCUCCCAUCAUUCCCAUGUCCUUCAACGGCAACCAACCCGAAAAGGUGACACUCUACCCGCUGUCUAACUACACAUUUGGCGUCAAAGAGACACAACCUGAAGAGGACCCAUCGGUUAUCGCCCGACUCAAGCGCCUCGAAGAGCACUACACGGAACAUGGCAUGCGCCGCACGUGCGAAGGCAUUCUCGUCUGUCACGAACAUAACCACCCGCAUAUUCUUAUGCUUCAGAUCGCCAAUGCCUUCUUUAAGCUUCCUGGAGACUACUUGCGCCCGGAAGAUGACGAGCUUGAGGGCUUUAAAUCGCGACUGGACGAGAGGCUAGCACCUGUCGGUCGCAUAGGAGAGGGCGAGGAAGCUGGGGACUGGCAAGUUGGCGACUGCCUGGCCCAGUGGUGGAGGCCCAACUUCGAAACAUUCAUGUAUCCUUUCAUCCCGGCGCAUGUGACGCGGCCUAAAGAGUGCAAGAAACUGUACUUCAUUCAACUGCCAAAGCAAAAGGUUCUUAGCGUCCCUAAGAACAUGAAGCUCCUUGCCGUCCCUCUAUUCGAGCUCUACGAUAAUACUGCCCGAUAUGGCCCACAGCUCUCUGCGAUCCCUCAUCUGCUGAGCCGAUACAACUUCGAGUUCGUCGACGAGAACGGCAACGUGGUUGCUGCCACACCAGGAUCCGCCGCACCAGAGGGUUAUGUCCCACACACAAAGGUUUUGGCAGGCGAUGACACAGACAUGAAGGAGGAAAAUGGGACGAGCUGA